Molecule: messenger RNA, 1995 nt
Organism: Pseudo-nitzschia multistriata
Lineage: Eukaryota; Bacillariophyta; Bacillariophyceae; Bacillariales; Bacillariaceae
Source: the annotation of a GenBank genome assembly
CGCGGCUUGCCCGGAGCCGAAUCGGCCCCCGACGGCUCCGGACGAGGGAACGCCGGCGGGUGCGUCUACGGAUUCCGUGGGAAGCGUCGCGUUGGUGAUCGACCCGGCGGGUGCUCCCGACCGCGUCAGGUUGGCGGUGGGGGUGGUGAUGGGGGUGUCCCUCGGAACCAUCUUCAUGUAGGGGCGCUUCGGGCUCGUGGUGUCGUAGCCCAGGAGGAUCGUCUCGACGUAGCGCAGCACGUGGAGUCCGAACAGGUGAACGCUCGUGUUGGAGACGGACUGGAAGACGUUGCCGGAUCGCAUGAGUUCUGGCGUGAUGGUCACCUCGAUUUGCUCGUCCCCCCCGUCGAGGGUCAGGAUCGAAAAGAUCACCUUCGACGUGGUGUUCGAGGACCAGACGCUCUCGAAGACGUUGGACGGGAGGGAGAUGUACGGCGAGCCCGUAUCGAAGACGUACGGAAUCAUCUCGGUGGACAUUGCCCUGCCGUUCAGCUCGAUGUCGGUCACGUUGGUCUCGUAGAAGCCGUCGGACCCGCUCGACGCCAGCUUUUUUGGGCUGAGGUAGAGCGGCUCGGCGGUCGAGGGGAUGCCGUUCGACGCGUCCUUUCCCAGCACGAGUUUCCCGGAGUCCUUUCCGAGGGUGCCGUCCCAGCUGAUCGACAUCAGGUCCUCGUUCGAGUGGCCAACCGUCUGAACAAAGCUGGCGGCGGCGAUCGGCUCCGACUUUGGGCACACCGGGGUGUUUCCCGGAUCCCAGGUCUUGUCCCUGAUCGAAUCGGUGUAGGUGUAGGUAUUGGAGUUUCCGAUCCCAAAAAUCCCGCGGAUGGGGGACAGCUCGAGGCCGACGGAGCCCUCCAUCACCUCUCCGCAGGCAUUGCCCACCUCCCCAAAGGCUUUCUCCAUGACGGAAUAGAACAGCCCGUUCACGAAAUCGCCCCCGUCACCGAUCGAAACGUUUCCGGCAUAGGAAUCCCCGUACCACCCGUGGGAGCGGGCCCCGUACAUCAUGCACUGGGAAAUCGGUUUUCCACCGGCAUUCGAGUCGGCGAACCGCCGCGGGUUGAGUACCUGGGUGGGGUCGGGAUCUUCGCAGAACCCGAUGGCACUCGAGCCCUUGCGUUUUCGUUUUCGGUCGUUGUUUGUUCGUUGAUUCGUUAGUUUGGUUAGUUUGGUUAGUUGGGGUUAGGUUGCAAACGAUGGUCCAGAGACGAUAGCUCGUGAGUGCUCUUGAAACAAUGGAGGGGGGCAAACACACAGGUUCUGUGGCAGCGGCAUCGGUCGCUGGCCUCGUCUGUUGCAGGGAGCGGAUGCCUCGUGCGUUUGCCACACUCAUCCACUAAAACAAAACGUACCGAAUCCAUCAGGAGGAGUUCACCACCGAUCAGUGUAAAGACCCGGAGGACGCACAUUUUCAUUUCUUCGUACGGGUAGCACCAUUGUCCAAAGGAGAGAUCGACGGUCUCCGACAGCACGACCCCUACCGACGACAACAAAAACAGCAAGACCGCUGUUGUUGUUGCGGAGGCCAUCCGAGGAGAAGAAGAACUGCCGAGCUUUGGCAUGGCGAUGAUUGGUGUGGAUGACGAAGGAUUGGAGUGAAGUGAAACAGAGCGUUCUUUUCGUGCGUUAGGGUUGGGCAACGACGGCGGUGGUGGUGUGGUUCCUGCUGUACCGGAGAAAGUUAACAACGCAUCGCAUCGUUUGUUCGAUGCGGUACGUAACACAUGCUACCAUAUUUACUGUACCAAGUACCCACCUGCGAGAUUGGUGUCAAGCCGCAAGAAAUUUCUCAAAAACUAUUCUUCUUUUUCGUUUCGUGUUACAUUUGCGCCGUUAAGCGUUAUUUUCAUUUACAACCGUUAACCGGAGGUUAUGCAUUAAUUAGGAUUCUCGUUUUGUUCAAGUUGUGAAGAGUGAAUCUGGUCAUAGAUACUUCGGUACAACCUGCGGAAUGUUGAUUUGGUCUCCACCAGGUAGGUGCCAUAACGUAUGAUA